Messenger RNA from Coccidioides immitis RS, 2162 nucleotides. Its product is annotated as OefC family protein. The transcript has a single exon. Gene Ontology annotation, biological process: positive regulation of transcription by RNA polymerase II. NCBI's taxonomy places the organism in Eukaryota, Fungi, Ascomycota, Eurotiomycetes, Onygenales, Onygenaceae. Gene Ontology annotation, cellular component: nucleus. Gene Ontology annotation, molecular function: zinc ion binding; transcription cis-regulatory region binding; DNA-binding transcription factor activity, RNA polymerase II-specific. The record is from RefSeq and is a predicted model, not a curated record. The coding region runs from base 53 to 2095 and encodes 680 amino acids.
CAGACACAGAAAAUCGAUCGGGUUUUGGAUGUUGGAAGAGUCUAUGUUGUUCAUGCAGAGAACCUCAGCAUUCAACUCUCACCAACUCCCGCUCAACCCGAACAGAAGCCACCUAUCCCACAAUGUAACGAAUCAUCCCGAAUUCGACAGGGAUCUCACUGCUCCUAAGCGUUCGGAGCCGACCCCUUUGCCCUCUCCCAGCCUCGAAUCUCCGACCACCUCUUGUACCAACGAAAGCUUCUCGCGACUCACCAUUACGACACAGAACGAUGGACCUGGACAUCCCAGCUUCCGGCUAUCAGAGCCAGUCGCGAACCUCGUCAGAUCCCAGGAACAUCACCGCGAAUUCCGGAAAAGCUUUACCGCCCACAGUUAUGUGGGGACCUCCUCCUCCUCCUCGAGCCCAUCCCUCACUUUCGGCUUCCAGAUGAUUUCUUCUCCAGAUUCGGAUGAUGUAGUUCCAAAAGUUGAGGAGAUCGAUGAUGACGAGGCCCUCGCAAUAGAACUGGGAAAGGCACCCACGAACAGCCAAGUUCAAGCGGACACGGCUGAUACAAAGAGCGAAUGCGCGCCACCAGCACCGAUUAUCGGACCAAGAAAACGUGGAAGACCUCGGAAACACCCGCUUCCCGUGCCCGGUCAGGCCAAAGUUACCAAGGGAAGGUCAAAAACCGGCUGCAUCACCUGUCGACGGAGGAAGAAGAAAUGCGACGAGACCAAACCGUCGUGUUUGAAUUGUCAGAAGAAUUCGGUGGUGUGCGAAGGAUAUCCCGUCAAAGAAAUAUGGAAAAGCGGGAAACAAAAGAUGGAAGAAGGUAGGGCUCGACCCGGUCGAUCAUGCAGUCGUAGGUUUGUUGUUCGAGAGCUUCGAUCGCUGACAUUGUCCUCCGGUUUAGCUGCGCGCCGAAGCUCCAUGGCUCUCGUCUCACGCAGUCUCCCUAUUCUGAUCGACGGCAUCGAAACUGAAGUCGACAGGCAGUUUCUGGAUCACUUCGUAUAUGAUUUCAGUCGAGUGCUUACAUUGAUCAACGAUGAUUCAAACCCUUUCAAGGAAAUCCUAUUACCGAUGGCCACGCAGCACACCGGGUUGAUGCAUUCUUUGAUGUGUCUUGCCGGAUCCCAUCUCUCAACACGAAACCCGGAACCUCGUUUCAAAGAACGUAAGCAUUACCAUUUUGACCGUGCCAUCACCGACCUGAGGAAUACAAUCGCUGCCCGGUCUUCCAGAAGCGACAAUGAUGAUGCAGAAUUCCUCGUUGAGGAUCCGAUGAUCGCAUCAACAAUCGCACUGUGUCUAAAUACAAUCUGUGAAGGAGAAACCAAAGGCGAAUAUAGGACUCACAUGGAUGCCGCUAGAUAUCUACUUGUUACCCAAAGACCAAAAAACGAGAAGUUCAGACAGUUUAUCGUCGAGUUCUUCCAGUACCACGACGUUUCUAGCUCGUUGACCACGCUAGAUCGCCGCCCUAUCUGUCUCACGGGAGACCUUCGUCUACCGGAUUUUAUUCCCCAUGCUCAAGCCGGUGCUCUGUUGGGUAUAUUCGACGGUCUGUUCCUCUAUAUCUCCGAGAUCACCGUGCUUCGGGACAGAAUCCGGCAGCGUAUCGACGCAGGACUUGACCCUGCGGUAGACUACCAGACGCUCAGUGAAGCGGUCGCGAUUGACUCUCGGAUUCGAGCUUGGGAGCCGACGUAUCCUCCCGAGCAUCAAAACUGGUUUGCGGCCCAGCUGUAUCGCCAAUCGACAUGGGUCUAUCUUUAUCGUACCAUUCGGCCCUCGCGACCAAACGACAAAAUCUCCCAAGUAGUAGAUGACGGGCUAUUUUUCCUCGAUCAGCUACCGAUAAAUGCUGGAGCUUAUAGCAUGCUCUUGAUGCCGUUAUUCCUCCUCGGUUGCUCUGCCUUUGAAACCCAUCAGCGAGACCGCGUCAGAAGAGGUUUCGACAGUCUUCAGGCCUAUUCCAGCCUACGAAACAUUGAACCCGCACUCCGUAUCGUGGAGAGGGUAUGGAAUAUCAUGGACACUGACCCUGAUCAGAGCUGGGAUUGGGAGAAGAUCAUCGACGACAUGCAAAUGGAUUUUUUAAUUACAUAACGACGGGUUUGCCUCAACCCCCCUUGAUUUCUCGCGAGAUCAAGUUCCCAAACAUCGCAUUUAUGGU